Astyanax mexicanus (Mexican tetra) is the source of this 2548-nucleotide messenger RNA. Its product is annotated as zinc finger protein 239. Gene Ontology annotation, biological process: regulation of transcription by RNA polymerase II. The transcript has 2 exons. Gene Ontology annotation, molecular function: RNA polymerase II cis-regulatory region sequence-specific DNA binding; DNA-binding transcription factor activity, RNA polymerase II-specific. Lineage: Eukaryota; Metazoa; Chordata; Actinopteri; Characiformes; Acestrorhamphidae. The record is from RefSeq and is a predicted model, not a curated record. Bases 1145 to 2146 code for a protein of 333 amino acids.
UGGUUGCCGGAUGUACUGCCAUUGUCUCCUGGGCGGGACUAGAGUUCUGCGAUGUGAUUGGCUCCUCAGCGGAGCUUCAGGUUUUCUGCAGCUGCGCGUGUUUAGUGCAGAGUGUCGGAGAUUCAGGUGAUUCAGAGCCGUUUACUGUAUCGAUCAGUGUAAGGUAUCGAUCAGCAUGAGGUAUUGAUCAGUGUGAGGUAUCGAUUAGUGUGAGGUAUCGAUCAGUGUGAUGUUUUGAUUAGUAUGAGGUAUUGAUCUGUGUGAUGUAUUGAUCAGUGUGAUGUAUUGAUCAGUGUGAGGUAUUAAUCAGUGUGAUGUAUCGAUCAGUGUGAGGUAUUGAUCAGUGUGAUGUAGCGAUCAGUGUGAGGUAUUGAUCAGUGUGAGGUAUUGAUCAGUGUGAGGUAUUGGUCAGUGUGAUGUAUUGACCAGUGUGAGGUAUUGAUCAGUGUGAUGUAUUGAUCAGUGUGAUGUAUCGAUCAGUGUGAGGUAUCGAUCAGUGUGAGGUAUCGAUCAGUGUGAGGUAUUAAUCAGUGUGAGAUAUUGAUCAGUGUGAUGUAUUGAUCAGUGUAAGGUAUUAAUCAGUGUGAUGUAUCGAUCAGUGUGAGGUAUUGAUCAGUGUGAUGUAUCGAUCAGUGUAAGGUAUUAAUCAGUGUGAUGUAUCGAUCAGUGUGAGGUAUUGAUCAGUGUGAUGUAGCGAUCAGUGUGAGGUAUUGAUCAGUGUGAGGUAUUGAUCAGUGUGAGGUAUUGGUCAGUGUGAGGUAUUGGUCAGUGUGAUGUAUUGAUCAGUGUGAUGUAUUGAUCAGUGUGAUGUAUCGAUCAGUGUGAGGUAUCGAUCAGUGUGAGGUAUUAAUCAGUGUGAGAUAUUGAUCAGUGUGAGGUAUUGAUCAGUGUGAGAUAUUGAUCAGUGUGAGGUAUUGAUCACAAUUCUGCUUCAUUUAAGAUGGACAGCAGAUUUAGUGUUGAUUUACUGGGGGAAUAAUUCUGCUGCACAUUUUCUUUUUUUUUUCAGAAUUAAAUGUGGUUCAGAUCCAUGUCUUCUCCUGCUCCCAGUGCCUUUCCUACCUGGCUGAAAUUUAGCUCCACAAAUAAACACAAUCAGAAGAUUUUACCUAUUUGUUAAAAACUGCUGAAACAGGAAAAGAACAUGUCUGAAAUCUCCAGAACUCCUCCAGUAUCCUCCUCUGCACCUCGCAGCCAAACGCAGCAAAACUCGGACAGGAAAACUCACCACUGUUCAGACUGUGGGAGGAGUUUCAUUCAGCAGGGCGCCCUCAGAAUCCACCGGAGAAUUCAUACUGGAGAGAAACCGUAUCAGUGCUCAGACUGCGGGAGGAGUUUUAAUCAACGCAGUCAUCUCCAACAACAUCAGCGAAUUCAUACUGGAGAGAAACCCUAUCACUGUUCAGACUGUGGGAAGAGUUUUAAUCAGCAGAGUCAUCUCCAAAUUCACCAGCGUGUUCACACUGGAGAAAAACCAUUUCACUGCUCAGAAUGUUCUGAGAGUUUUAAUCAAAAGAUUCAUCUCCUUCAGCACCAAAGAAUUCAUACUGGAGAGAAACCGUUUCACUGCUCAGAGUGCAGGAAGAGUUUUACUACACAGAGUAAUCUUAAAACACACCAAAGAAUUCACACUGGAGAGAAACCCUUUCAGUGCCUAGAGUGUGGAAAGAGUUUUAACCAACAGAUUACUCUCUGGCGUCACCAGAGAAUGCACACCGGUGAAAAACCGUAUCAGUGCCCAGAGUGCAGAAAGAGCUUCAGUCAACAGGUAACCCUGUGGCGACACCAGAGAAUUCACACUGGAGAGAAACCGUUUCAGUGCUCAGACUGUGGGAAGAGUUUCAAUCAACAGAGUAAUUUCCAUAAACACCAGCGCAUUCAUACUGGAGAGAAACCCUAUCAGUGCUCAGAGUGUGGGAGGAGCUUCAAUCAAGCUUUUAAUCUGAUUCAACACCAGCGCAUUCAUACUGGAGAGAAACCAUAUUACUGCUCCCAGUGUGGGAGGAGCUUCAGGCAUUUAAGUACUUUCAGUGUACACAAAUGUACCAAUAACAUGAGCAUGAUGAGCAGGAUGAGUAGACCCGAGUGUGACGAUACAGAACGUAUCAACAGAUCCUCUGUUAAACAUGGUGGUGGUGAAUUCUGAAGUCACAGGCAUUUACUUUCUGCUCAGAUUCAACCAAAUGCAGAAAUCUGAUUGGAUGGAGCUUCACAGUACAGAUAAACAACCCAGGAGUUUUUUAAGGUAAAGAAGGUGAAUAUUCUGCAGCGAUCGAGUCAAUCAGCAGAUCUGAACCCGAUUCAGCAGAAUUUCACUUCUAACUUAAUACAAAAAAAAAACACCUGAAGACUAAAGACAAAACAUCGUAAAGGAGGAAAGAACUUCAGACAGUCAUCAGCAGCAGAAGAUUCUCAACAAAGGUUUAAAAAUGAACAUUUUAAUUUGUCCAGUUACUUCUGAGCUCCUGAAAAAUGCUUGUAAUUCCUAAACACUUAAUCAGAUAUUUUUGUUUAACAUCUUAAAAUAAAAAUUAAGCUGAAAAACUAA